This is a messenger RNA of Dendrobium catenatum, 2802 nucleotides long. RefSeq names its product BEL1-like homeodomain protein 7. Lineage: Eukaryota; Viridiplantae; Streptophyta; Magnoliopsida; Asparagales; Orchidaceae. The transcript has 5 exons. Bases 703 to 2556 code for a protein of 617 amino acids. Gene Ontology annotation, biological process: regulation of transcription by RNA polymerase II. Gene Ontology annotation, molecular function: RNA polymerase II cis-regulatory region sequence-specific DNA binding; DNA-binding transcription factor activity, RNA polymerase II-specific. The record is from RefSeq and is a predicted model, not a curated record.
GAUAGAGAGAGAGAGAGAGAGUAUGAGAGAGUAUGAGAGUAAGGAUUUGAGCCUUUAAGAGAAGGUUUAGGUCUACCAACUGGUGGUUGACAGAUAAGGCUCCUUAACCACACAAGCGCCAACUCUCUCUUCAGAGAAGUUUGAGAAGCAACUGUAUCUUGGAUUAAAAGAGAGUUAAAACUAGGAAAGCAAAGAAGAGAGAGAGAGAAGCAGCAAGUAAGAAAGCUCCACCGUACUAUUCUUGAAUUGAGAAGAUGUCUCACGUGCAGGAUAGAAUGUUGGGCUUGAUGAUGAUGAUCAUUUGAUGAAGAGAGAGAAAAGGAUAGAUAGAAAGGAGAGAGGUGGUGAUUAGAAUACAGUUGAAAACGGAUUCCGGAGAGAAGGUGGAGGGAAAAAACAAUUGAAAUAGUGAUAAAGGUCGGAUUUUGGGUUGUUUUCAACUGGUGAUUUUGGUGUUUUUUUAUAAGGCCGAUGAAAAGGGCUCUUUUUUAAAUUUAUUUUGUAUUUUGGGAUCAGUUUGUCUCCAAACUGGGAUAUUUUUCUCAGCAGAUCGGCUGCGAGUAAUUCCUUUUUGCUCCCCAUAAGCAUAUAUUUUCUGUAAAAAGCAAACUUUUACGGAUUGGAUUGGAUGUUUAUGAUGAUUUAGUCAAGAUCCAGACUUUUCUAUUUUUUAUGCUCCCAAUUGGCUAAUCAUUAAGGAAGAUGAGAAAGAUGGCUACUUUCUACCCCAGUUCCACUAAUCAAAGGGAUGUCAUGGGAAAUCUCUAUUUGAGGGAUCCAACAGGGCAUGCCAUGUAUCCUGAAUCAGCAGUUAACGGUAAUAUGGUUUAUCUUAACAUCUCAUCUGGUCCAUACUCUGAGACAUUAGCAGGGAGCAUACAAUCCGAACAAAACUGCAUUGGAUUUACCGACUUAGUUGCAUCUCAGCUUGGUGAAAAUGCUUACAAUUCAUGGAGGGAUGGAAGGAAUGAGAUGCUCUUCCUGCAAGCAAACGGUGAAUCAAUGGCUGGUGAUGAUUCCCAGAUGGGUCUUCAGUCACAUUUGGGUAUUUUGAAUGAACAUAACUUGUCUUUACAGCACUCAAACAUUUCGAAUGUGCAAGGUCAAGGAUUGUCUCUUAGUCUUGGCAUGCAGAUUCCAGUUCCUUCUUUCAAGUAUCAGCCUAAUCAGUCUGAUGUAGCCAUCUUGAGUUCACAUCAAUCAAGUUCAGGAAAUGGCGAGGCAUAUAGAAAUGAUGACUCUAGAAGCAGAAUUCAGAAUAUCAAUGUUCCGUCUUAUGGGCUUUCCAACAUCACAAGUGCAAUUCCUAAUUCCAAGUACCUUAAAACUGCACAGCAGUUGCUUGAUGAAGUUGUUAAUGUUCAAAAGGCUUUAAAGAAGAAAACUGAUUGUACACAGAGUUUUAACACUUCUGGUAAACAGGCUUGUAAAGACAAUGAUGGAGAGUCAAAGAGUGGUGGGAGCCCAACGAAUCAUCCAGGGUCUACUGCAAACUCUUCUAGUGAGCUAUCACCAUCAGAAAGGCAGGAACUUCAGAGUAAAAUGACGAAACUUGUGGCUAUGUUGGAUGAGGUUGACAGGAGAUACAAGCAAUAUUACCAUCAAAUGCAGAUAGUUGUUUCAUCUUUUGAUGCAAUAGCAGGCUCUGGUGCAGCAAAGCCUUACACAGCUCUUGCCCUUCAGACAAUUUCUCGCCAUUUUCGCAGCUUAAGAGAUGCCAUUGGUGAUCAGAUUCGAUGCACACGAAAAAUCCUUGGUGAGCUAGAUGGAUCUACAGGCAAAGGAUGUGGAAUUUCUCGCCUUCGAUACAUUGAUCAACAGAUAAGGCAGCAGAGGGCCAUUCAACAGCUUGGUAUGAUGCCACAGCAUGCUUGGAGGCCACAGAGAGGGUUGCCUGAGAACUCUGUCACCAUUCUUCGAGCUUGGCUCUUUGAGCAUUUUCUUCAUCCCUACCCAAAUGAUUCAGAAAAGCUGAUGCUAUCAAAACAAACGGGCUUAACAAGAAGUCAGGUUUCAAAUUGGUUCAUCAACGCGCGUGUUCGCCUUUGGAAGCCAAUGGUUGAAGAUAUGUAUAAGGAAGAGUUUGGUGAGGCCGAGAUGGACUCGAACUCUUCCUCAGAUAAUGCAACCAAAUUUAGAGAUGAGUUUCAUUCUACCGACACUCAUGAGGACCAACCAAGCUCCGCAAGUGAGAGGAUCCAGGCGAAGCUAUCAAACAACGAAUCUAGUCCUAAUAUCAUGGCAGAAAUCAAUGUGGCUUGCGCAAAUCCUGGCUUCGAGAAUGAGCUACAAGACCAGAGACAGCAAAAUUCACCCUACAUCAAUCUUCUCCACAACGCCAUCCACCACUCAAGGUUCAUCAGUUAUCCGAUGACAGAGCUUUCGAGGUACGCAAAUGGAGUGUCACUGACACUGGGAUUGCAGCACUGUGAUGGCAACCUGCAAGACUCAGAAGACCAGCAAGGCUUCCUUCCAGUGAGAGGCGAGGAUAUAUACAAUGCAGCUCCUUUACUCGGGUUUGGCUCAUCGAAUCUGCUGCAUGAUUAUGUGGCUUGAUUCAUGUUUGUUGUAUGAUUUGUUGCAGUUGAAAAAGCUCUGUAAUGUGAAAGCAGUUCUACCAUUGUGUGUUAUGAUUGAAAUUGUUAGGAACAGAUAGAAGUGGAAAUUAGCAUUUGAUCAUUAGUCUGAUAUACUAGAAAUGGAGUGGGAUUUAUAUGAAGGAUAGCUUGUUGUAAAAAAAACAAAAUGAUAAUUGAUAAAUAUUUUUGUGAAAUAUGAUGAACAAAGUGUAAUUUUGUAUAA